AUGGCCGACGCUUUUCACCCCGAAGCGCUGACUGCCUCCGCGCCCCCUCGACCGGUUCGCAAGAAGUUCGCCAAACCCCCCGUCAAGGUCGCCUGCUUGCCCUGUCGCGCCUCCAGAACACGAUGUGGCGGGCAGGAACCCUGCUCCAAUUGUGUCUUUAAACGGCGUGAAUGCACCUAUCUGCCCAGCAAGAGAGGUGGGCCGCGCAAAAAGAAGCAGAAGCAGAAGCUGUCGCCCUCGCCUUCUCCGGACGAGGAGCUCUUACAGGAUGCUCCCAAUGUGGCCGUGCCAGGCCCAGACUUCGAGGAGUCUCCGGGCAUGUUUAGUCAAAUCGAUGUCUUAUCUCUGCCAGGUGCAGGGUUGAGGCAUCUGGACUUCCCACAAGUGGCUUCCAUGUUCCAGGGCUAUUUCACGGGCGAUGCAGACACAACCCAUGUGCAUAUGGGGAAUGUGCCGUCCCCGUUGAGUACCACCCAGUGCCUCGUGAGAACGUAUGGAAGUGAACCUGAAAUCUUAAACGCUUAUUAUGAUUUUAUCCAUCCCUAUUUCCCAAUUCUUCCGCCACGGGUAUCACCUCAAUGUCGGGAUCGUCCGUUGCAAUUCAACAUCUCCCCGUCCAACCCGUCGUCAGAGCCUUUCAUGUUGUACCGACCCCGAUCUCCAUUGAGUAUUGCCAUCUGCGCGAUUCUUGCAUUGAUUCCACACCCACGGGAUCCGGAGCCAUCUUCUCCAACGUCAGUUCUUCGGCGCAGGAACUACGCACAUUCGUUUGCGCAGCUCGCUAACUCAAUCAUCGAAACGGAAUGUGACUUGGAACUGUCAUCAACUGACCCCGGUCAAGCAUUGUCUAGUGUCCGCCCUUCUGUUAACCGAGAGAAGCUUCAUCCUGGAACACCCGAAGAUUUAGAGACUCUUCUCGCCUUGCUUAUCCUCUCGGUCUACGAGUAUUCACAGCGAGGUAAUCUUCUCAAGAUGAGAUAUCGUGCAGGGCAAGCUUUGGCCCUUGCCUUGGACAAGUCACUCCAUUGCUGCAUGGAGGAUAGUGAAUUUUCAGAAGCUCGCCGUAGAGCUUGGUGGAUGACGUACUAUUGUGUUAUACAGGGCUCUAUAGUCAGUACGACUCCGCCGACAAUAGUCAUCAAUGAUCCGCAGUUUACGACACCCUACCCACAAUUUGCUGCCGAUUCUGAGGGCUGGUCCAUCUUGAUACAGGCCCAGCAAGUGUUAGUAUCGGCUACUUCGUUUAUUUCCGAUCUCAACAAAUCUCUCACCUCGCAAUCCGGCAUGCACUAUAUGUAUGAAAGGAUGCAACAACUUGACUCGUGGACCAACUCCGUGCUAGCGCAGGUAGAUUUGCUGCCGAUGUUACCCCAGGAGCCGGACUUCGGGGACAGUCGAGAAACAGUUACCUCCGGAAGUAUCCGAGCUAUAUCGCGGAUCAAACUAUCGAGCGCGCAAAUCAAAACCCAUCGCUUCCGAGCCUUCUCCGACAUCCCCAUCUUCAUAAAACGACAUUGUGAUCUGACUGCCGCAAAUCCAAGUAACCAAUCAAUCGACAUGAAGCAACGCUCUCCAUCCCACCAGGGUCACGGGUUAAGCAACGUGGGCUGCUCAUGUAGCAGUCUCGAUCAAUUCCAACGUGCCUCGUCAGCGGAAUACAUGACUCCAUCCGACUCCUCGACUUCCUCAGACAUCCACCCUUACAUUCCACAAUAUCCUCAGUUCCCCUUCGCGUCCGGAUUCCCAUACAGUCCUCAACACUCUGCCAAAAUAUGCCUUAGAGCUGCUUUGACGAUUUCGCGCAUGUUUGAAGGCCUGCCUGUCCCGCAGCCACUGACGGAAGGCCGCCAACAACAGAAUCGCCCACUUCCUCGUACGAUGCCCUCAUUUGCGUGCUGUCUCAUGCAAAGUAGCUACGCUAUGUUCAUGAUCUUCUACAAGGCUCGUGUGGCAAAGCAACUUUCGCCAGACUCGGAAAGUGAAAUUGCGGCCGAGUCGACAGACCAUCUCGUGGAAGAACUCCGACGGGGCCUGGAGCGGAUAAUCGGAGCGGUGUCCAACUAUUCACAAGCUUUUGAGGCAUUGGAUGGGAUGCGAGAUGAAAUUCAAGGUGCAUAUCAAACGGCUUUCCCUCAUAUUUCCGUAUAG
Messenger RNA from Penicillium argentinense, 2148 nucleotides. RefSeq lists its product as uncharacterized. Lineage: Eukaryota; Fungi; Ascomycota; Eurotiomycetes; Eurotiales; Aspergillaceae. The record is from RefSeq and is a predicted model, not a curated record. The transcript is spliced from 10 exons. Gene Ontology annotation, molecular function: DNA binding; zinc ion binding; DNA-binding transcription factor activity, RNA polymerase II-specific. The coding region runs from base 1 to 2148 and encodes 715 amino acids. Gene Ontology annotation, biological process: DNA-templated transcription; regulation of DNA-templated transcription.